AUGUGGUGGACGAACUAUUUAGUGACGUAUAUUCUUCUAUUUUUAUGUUUAUGUGAUCAAGUAAAUUCACUUGAUAAUGGUCUUCUUCGCCAACCACCUAUGGGUUGGUUAACAUGGCAAAGAUUUCGUUGUGUAACUGAUUGUCAAGCACACCCCGAUACCUGUAUCAGUGAAAAAUUAAUCCGUACCCAAGCCGAAUUACUUGUUCAAGGUGGAUAUUUAGAAGCUGGAUAUAAGUAUAUAAUAAUUGAUGAUUGUUGGUUAAAUCAUAGUCGUGCAGCUGAUGGGUCAUUGCAACCAGAUGAAACACGUUUUCCCAGUGGAAUUCGUGCAUUAGCUGAUUAUGUUCAUUCAUUAGGAUUGAAAUUUGGUAUCUACGAAGAUUAUGGUACGUAUACCUGUGGUGGUUAUCCUGGUGUUCUCGGACAUUUAGAACAAGAUGCAAAAACAUUUGCUAAUUGGACAGUUGAUUAUUUGAAAUUAGAUGGUUGUUAUGCUGAUCCAAAAGACUUUGAUGUUGGUUAUCCAGCGAUGGGAAAAGCAUUGAAUGAAACUGGGUAUCCAAUCGCAUAUUCAUGUUCAUGGCCAGCUUAUGAAGAAGGUACAGCAUUAGCACCAAAUUAUACAGCUAUUGAACAAGCAUGCAAUUUAUGGAGAAAUUGGGAUGAUAUUGAUGAUUCAUGGGAAAGUGUUUAUACAAUUAUACAAUGGUUUGGAAAUAAUUCACAACGUUUAUCACCAUUUCAUGGGCCUGGACAUUGGAAUGAUCCAGAUAUGCUUGUAAUUGGAAAUUUUGGUUUGAGUCCUGCUCAGUCACGUGCACAAAUGGCAAUUUGGUCAAUAAUGGCUGCACCAUUGAUUUUAUCGGUUGAUUUAAGAACA
This is a messenger RNA of Adineta steineri, 882 nucleotides long. The record is from the annotation of a GenBank genome assembly. NCBI's taxonomy places the organism in Eukaryota, Metazoa, Rotifera, Eurotatoria, Adinetida, Adinetidae.